Molecule: messenger RNA, 1101 nt
Organism: Mytilinidion resinicola
Lineage: Eukaryota; Fungi; Ascomycota; Dothideomycetes; Mytilinidiales; Mytilinidiaceae
Product: carbon-nitrogen hydrolase
Exons: 5
Coding region: 127-1014 (295 amino acids)
Molecular function (GO): hydrolase activity, acting on carbon-nitrogen (but not peptide) bonds, in linear amides
Source: RefSeq, a predicted model, not a curated record
AGCCCCUCCAGACGAGUCAUGCCCGCAGGUAGCGGCAGCAAGGUACAAAAGCACCUCAGCGGGAACUUUCAUAGAACAGCUUAGCGGGCCCUCUGUGUCUCUCCAUUGUUCAGUUGUGUUCCAAUCAUGGCGCCAAUCUACAAGAUCGCCGUGGUCCAGCUCUACCCAAAGCCUAUGCAAAUCGAGAGCAACUUCAGUAAAGCAGAGACUUUCAUCCGCUCCGCGGCGACACAGGGCGCAGAACUCGUCGUCCUCCCUGAGUAUCACUUGACCAAUUGGGUCCCGAAAGAUCCAAAAUUCCUCGAGCUAUGCGGCCAGUGGGAAACCUACCUCAACAAGUACCGUGCUCUAGCUAAAGAGUGUGGGAUAUGCAUUGUACCCGGAACGAUCGUUGAGCUGCACAGGGGUGCUAAGAACGAGGAAGACAAACUUUUGAAUGUUGCGUAUUUCAUUGACCAACAGGGGGAGAUCAUUGGGAAAUACGUGAAGAAGAAUCUCUGGGGACCAGAAAGGGAGCACCUAACGUCGUCCGGCCGGGACGUCCAUGGCGUGUUCGACACGCCACUUGGUAAGGUCGGAAUGCUCAUAUGCUGGGACCUUGCCUUUCCUGAAGCUUUCAGAGAGAUGAUAUCACAGGGGGCUAAGCUCAUCAUCAUUCCCACAUUUUGGACUCUGAAUGAUUGCUCAAAGUUCGGAAUCGCACAUAAUGCGAACGCUGAGGCUUUGUUCCUUGAUAGCACUCUUACCUCAAGGACAUUUGAGAAUACCUGUGCAAUCGUGUUUGCCAAUGCAGGAGGACCCGCAGGCCGGGGAUACGCAGGUUUAUCACAGGUUGUUGCUCCCUAUGUUGGACCUUUGACACGGCUAGGCACUUGUGCUGAAGGGAUGGCUGUCGUUGAACUCGACAUGGCCCUUGUAGAGGACGCGGAAGUGAACUAUCAAGUCCGGGCCGACCUGGCGAGAGACGACUGGCAUUACGAUUACCGACACGGUAAAUCAAAAGAAAAAUUAUGAUAGAUGAAAACUCCAGGUUUGUACAGGUAGACAUUGAUAUUGUAGCAAUGCAAGACAUAAUUUCUGAAGUCAUCCCAGACGUCUGGU